This is a messenger RNA of Lampris incognitus (smalleye Pacific opah), 1728 nucleotides long. RefSeq names its product glutaryl-CoA dehydrogenase a (gene gcdha). Gene Ontology annotation, biological process: fatty-acyl-CoA biosynthetic process; fatty acid beta-oxidation using acyl-CoA dehydrogenase. Bases 80 to 1402 code for a protein of 440 amino acids. Gene Ontology annotation, molecular function: flavin adenine dinucleotide binding; glutaryl-CoA dehydrogenase activity; fatty-acyl-CoA binding. The record is from RefSeq and is a predicted model, not a curated record. Lineage: Eukaryota; Metazoa; Chordata; Actinopteri; Lampriformes; Lampridae. Gene Ontology annotation, cellular component: mitochondrial inner membrane. The transcript has 12 exons.
GUCCCCAGCAUGUUGUAAACAGCGCAAUUACUGGAAGUUACCAGAUCGGAGGAACAACCAUAAAGGGAAAAGUAGGAGUAUGGCUGUCCGGAGUACUGUAAGCCGUCUGCUGUCCAGCAGCUGGAGAGGUGCUGCAGUGUGUGCAUGCAGGGCGCAGGGCACCGCUGGACCCGUCCACAAAGAUGCUGAAGAAGUUAAAAAGUCUGCAAAGAUGGCCAAGGUGUCAUUCAGCUGGCAGGAUGCCCUGGACCUUGACGGCCAGCUGACAGAGGAAGAGAUCAUGAUCCGCGACUCCUUUCGCAGCUACUGCCAGGAGAAACUGAUGCCCCGCAUCCUCAUGGCCAACAGACAUGAACAUUUCCACUGCGAGAUUGUCUCAGAGAUGGGAGAGUUGGGUGUUUUAGGUCCAACUAUCAAAGGGUAUGGCUGUGCAGCCACCAGCUAUGUGGCCUAUGGGCUGAUUGCCAGGGAGGUCGAGAGAGUGGACAGCGGCUACCGAUCAGUCAUGAGUGUUCAGUCUUCCCUGGUCAUGCACCCCAUCAACACCUAUGGGACUGAGGCCCAGAAGGAAAAGUACCUGCCAAGGCUCGCUCGUGGAGAGAUCCUGGGCUGUUUUGGUUUGACAGAACCUAACCAUGGCAGUGAUCCCAGUAGUAUGGAGACCAAGGCCAAGUAUAAUCCCUCCAGUGGUACUUUCACCAUCAGUGGCGCCAAGACCUGGAUCACCAACUCUCCUGUGGCAGACAUUGCAGUGGUGUGGGCCAAAUGUGAGGACAACAGGGUGCGGGGCUUCAUCCUGGAACGUGGGAUGAAGGGCUUCACCACCCCAAAGAUUGAGGGAAAGUUCUCCUUGAGGGCGUCGGCCACGGGCAUGAUCCUGAUGGACGAGGUGGAAGUCCCCCAAGAAAACCUUCUGCCCAAUGUCUCUGGCCUAGCUGGUCCCUUUGGUUGCUUGAACAAUGCCCGCUACGGUAUUGCCUGGGGUGCUCUGGGGGCCGCAGAGUUCUGCUUCCACGCUGCCCGACAGUACACCCUGGACAGAAUUCAGUUUGGGGUGCCGCUGGCCAGGAACCAGCUCAUGCAGAAGAAGAUGGCAGACAUGCUGACAGAAAUCACUAUUGGGCUGCAAUCCUGUCUUGCCCUGGGUAGACUUAUUGAUGAGAAAAAAGCGGCUCCAGAGAUGAUUUCCAUGUUAAAGAGAAAUAGUUGCGGUAAGGCUCUGGACAUUGCCAGACAGGCCAGAGACAUGCUGGGAGGAAACGGCAUUGCAGACGAGUACCACAUCAUUCGCCACGUCAUGAACCUGGAGGCCGUCAACACAUACGAGGGUACUCAUGACAUUCAUGCUUUGAUCCUGGGCAGAGCGAUCACUGGACUGCAGUCUUUCACUGUUGAGAAGUAAAGUUUAAACAGAUGUGUCCACCCCUUAAUGAAGCUGACUUGAAGUGGAAUGGGUCACGUUGUGCAGCCUGGCCAUCUGCCUUCUGAGACACAGUUUGGAUGGGCAACAACACUACAAGAUGAACUUCAUUUGCUCUGCCUGACAUGAAGUGUUUUCAUUAGACGUAUUUAUUUAAAUCUAAAUUACCUCAACAUGUACGAGAUACUUUUUCAGCCUACCAGGUAUAAGUGUUAGUUCUUUAAGUGCUUACUUUUUGCACUCCACUGUGAACUGAAGGGAGCAGCUUGAAGUAUGGGUUCCAAUUCAACACUAGUUUGAAAAGUUAG